Molecule: messenger RNA, 3534 nt
Organism: Nymphaea colorata (pocket water lily)
Lineage: Eukaryota; Viridiplantae; Streptophyta; Magnoliopsida; Nymphaeales; Nymphaeaceae
Product: probable acyl-activating enzyme 16, chloroplastic
Exons: 19
Coding region: 1-2328 (775 amino acids)
Biological process (GO): fatty acid elongation
Cellular component (GO): chloroplast
Molecular function (GO): long-chain fatty acid [acyl-carrier-protein] ligase activity
Source: RefSeq, a predicted model, not a curated record
AUGUCCCUCUCCUUCCCAUGCCCUCUCUCUCCUUCCUUCUUCCCGCGUACUCUGUGGCGCUUUCUCUCUCCUCAAUUUUGUCCGAGCCUCAAGAUAUUCGGAUCUCAGGCCCGAUCGGCGGAGAUGCCGGCGUUGCACUGCCCGGGCUUCCUCACUGCCAAUGGCGACCUCCAGAAGGUCGUCGGCAUGUUCUCGUGCCGGCCGCCCAUGGUCGUGCGACGGAAGCUGACGUGUUUCAGGCGAGGCCGCGGCCGCGGUCGGUGGAUGAGGAGGUUUAGUGUUUCUUGCGUCGCUGAGGAAGAGGUGAAGACACGUAGAAUCAGAAAGUAUUGUCCAGUUCUGGAAAGUAAGCCGUUCACAACUGAUGAUAUUAUAGCCUCAAAUGAAUGGAAGGCUGUCCCAGAUAUUUGGAAAACAGCGGCUGAUAGGUAUGGUGACAAGGUCGCAUUGGUUGAUCCAUAUCACGAUCCUCCCUCAACGUUGACAUACAAGCAGCUGGAGCAAGAGAUUUUGAAUUUCGCUGAGGGGUUGAGAGUUUCUGGGAUCCUUCCAAAUGAAAAGGUGGCACUAUUUGCUGAUAAUUCUUGUCGAUGGUUGGUUGCUGAUCAAGGCAUUAUGGCAAUGGGUGCAAUCAAUGUGGUUCGUGGAUCAAGGUCCUCUUCUGAAGAGUUGCUACAAAUAUACAAUCAUUCUGGAAGUGUUGCACUUGUUGUGGACGGCCCAGAUUUCUUCAGCAAGUUGAUCAAAAGUUUCAGCAUUCAAGCCAGGUUAAGGCUUGUUAUUUUACUUUGGGGUGACAAAUCAUCCCUUGAUGGCCAAAUGGUGGCAGACACGCCCAUUUUCAGUUAUCAGGAGAUAACAGAUAUUGGACAAAGUUCCCGUUAUGUUUCGGCAGAUGCACAAAAGGAAGGUCAGCAGUUUAUGUACAAGCCCAUCAAUCCAGAAGAUAUUGCUACACUUGUCUACACAAGUGGGACGACAGGCAUUCCUAAAGGAGUUAUGCUUACACAUCAAAAUUUUCUGCAUCAGAUAAAGAACAUGUGGGAUGUAGUGCCUGCCAGAGCUGGGGAUAGGUUCCUGAGCAUGCUUCCACCUUGGCAUGCAUAUGAGCGAGCUUGUGAAUAUUUCAUUUUUACGCAUGGAGUUCAACAGAUGUACACAAAUGUUAAAUUCUUGAAGGAAGAUUUGCAGCGGUAUCAGCCACAUUACCUUAUAUCUGUGCCGCUUGUAUAUGAGACACUUCACAGUGGAAUCCAUAGGCAGAUAUCUGCAAGCUCUAGUGUGAGGAAAAUCAUUGCAUUCUCUUUCAUAAGGAUAAGCUUGAUGUAUAUGGACUUCAGAAGAAUAUACGAGGGAAAGGUCCUGCCCAUGCUGCAGAAUCAACAAUUUAGUAGUGUUCCUCCUCUGUUGGUGUGGCUGUGGGCAGGGGUUAUGACAGCACUCUUCUGGCCUCUGCAUAUGCUUGGAGUGAAGCUUGUCUAUAGCAAAAUCCAUGCAUCACUUGGAAUAUCGAAGGCUGGUAUAAGCGGUGGUGGAAGCUUACCUUUGCAUAUUGACAAGUUUUUUGAGGCAAUUGGCAUUAGGUUACAGAAUGGAUAUGGUCUGACAGAGACAUCACCUGUUGUUGCUGCACGCCGACCGGAGUAUAAUGUUCUUGGAACGGUCGGACAUCCUCUUCGAAGCACAGAAAUAAAGAUAGUUGACCUGGAAACAGGGAGCAAUCUCCCAACUGGUCAAAAGGGAAUUGUAAAAGUUAGAGGCCUGCAAGUUAUGAAAGGUUAUUACAAGAAUGAAGAUGCUACCACUAAAGUCUUGGAUAAGGAGGGAUGGCUUGAUACUGGUGACAUAGGAUGGAUUGUGCCUAGUUCGUCCACUGGACCAAGUCGUAAUUGUAGUGGAAUGCUGGUUCUAGAAGGCCGUUUAAAAGACACAAUUGUCCUUUCUACAGGAGAAAAUGUUGAACCCUCAGAAAUAGAGGAAGCUGCCAUUAGAAGUAACCUCAUACAACAAAUUAUCGUGCUUGGUCAGGAUCAAAGGCGACUUGGUGCUUUAAUUGUUCCAAACAAGGAGGAGCUCCUACUAGCAGCAAGAAAGUUCUCCCGUACAGAUGAACUUGAUGUUCAUUCUAGACAAAAAAUAUUCAGCCAACUGAUACGGGAUGAACUUACAUUCUGCAGGACUUCCCAAUGUUCGUUCCAGAUAGGGCCAUUCUUAUUACUUGACGAGCCUUUCAGCAUUGAUAACGGCCUACUCACACCAACUAUGAAAAUCAGGAGAGAUCAGGUUGUAGCUCGAUACAGUGAUGAAGUUGCAAAGCUCUUCAUGUGAUGUACGCUUAGCCUGACACAGGAAGUCUUAGGUUAAGUUGACAUUAGAUCGGCAGAUUCAAGCCAAUAAGCUAUAUAAUGCGUCAGCUGGGUAAUUCCCAACUUCUUGCCUGUAAAUGUAUUCCUCCACCUGUCUCACCCAUUGCCCAAUCUCUUGAAGCCACUUCAGGGGUGAUGCCCUUUGUUCUUUGUUAAGGACUAUAUGUAUUCUUCUAAUUUGCUUUCUUAAUAAAUGUAUCCUUCCCUUGCAAAAGAAUUUUAUCGGAGCACUUCUGUUUUUUGGUUUUAAUGACGAUGUGCAUGAACGUACUGUCCAUUGAAGCAGGAGAUCAGUUUCUACCUGUAAAGCAGAUGGUGCUAAUAGUUUUGGGUACCAUGAAAUCACAACGGAGUACCAAUGCUCAGGUUCAUGUGUAAGGAAAACCCUGGAGGCCUGGAUGUGGGCGCUAACGCGCAGUUUUACACCGACUGCAUCCUCGUGCUUUUACAAAUUCUGGUGGUGCCUUGCAAUUUUGAUGAUUCAUCUGGUAUUAAAACUUUGAAACGUGACAAACGUCUCAGUUCUCCCUUGUUUUUCCAGUAGCCCCCAGUUCGAGCUUGAGGAGUGAGGAGUUACUAAAACCAGAUCCUGGAUUUAAACUUCAUUGUGACUCCCACUUGUAGACGGGGUUGUGUUUUGCUUGCCUAGUUCGGGUUGUUGAGGUCCAUGGAGUUUUACUCUAUGGGAAGGUGACCAUGUGCUUGGAUUCGCCCUAAACCAUGAAUUCAUUGUUAAAAGCGUUUUCAUGCCUACCGUAUUUUUUAGAUUUAUAUUAACAAUUGGAGGUUUGAUCGAAGAAGGUUAAAAUCUUGAUACUGGAAGUACAUGCUAGCAUAAUUGGGUAUUUGCCUAACCUCAGCCUGCCUAUCAGACAAACAACCUGGUAAACCUUACGAGGGAGGCCAUGGUUGAAGCUUUCUUCCUCUUGAAACAGCAAAAGAGUUGCAGCAUUGAAAACGGCGGAAUUUCACGAAGACAGACCGUCGUUGGGUUUAGAAGAAGGUUGGACUCUAAAAUGAGAAUUCUUCAACAAUAAUUCGUAUGUCGAUUUCAUUAUACGUGGGUCCGUAGUUCUUUGUAUUUUUUUUUUUUUUGGGUUCCUCUUGCCACGUUGUAUGCAUGUUCUGCACCAUUGUUUGUCUUGAACCCAAUCCUGUUGUGUUUUCC